Folsomia candida is the source of this 1532-nucleotide messenger RNA. RefSeq names its product pyrimidine-specific ribonucleoside hydrolase RihB-like. Gene Ontology annotation, biological process: purine nucleoside catabolic process. The record is from RefSeq and is a predicted model, not a curated record. The transcript is spliced from 3 exons. Bases 132 to 1298 code for a protein of 388 amino acids. Lineage: Eukaryota; Metazoa; Arthropoda; Collembola; Entomobryomorpha; Isotomidae. Gene Ontology annotation, cellular component: cytosol. Gene Ontology annotation, molecular function: purine nucleosidase activity.
UCAAAGUAUUUAUAUACAAAUGAAAUCUCAUUGCUCGAAUUCAACUCUGCAGUUAAUUUAAUUUAUCAUCGUUAUUCGGCAGCUACACUUUGAUAAGUCAUAUUUUUAGAGUAGUUAAAUAUUUCCUCAUCAUGUCUUUUUCACCUGUUCCCGUUUGGUUAGAUUGUGACCCAGGUCACGACGACGCAUUUGCAAUUGCACUAGCAGUUAAAAGUUUGGAAUUGAAGGUUUUAGGAGUUUCUAUUAUUCAUGGAAAUGACACCGUGGCGCAUUGCGCAUUAAACGCCAAGAGAUUUAUGUGGGCUUGUGGCAUCCAAGGGGUUUCAGUCUUCCCUGGCGUAAGUCGUCCCCUUGUUCGAGAUGCGAAAUACUGUCCAGAAAUUCAUGGGGUUCAUGGGAAAGAUGGUGUUGCUGGAAUGUGUGGAUUCAAUUUUCCAGACGAGGAAAUUUUUGCCGACCAGACUAACCUGCCUUCUGUGCAGAAUGGAGUUUUGAAAAUGGUGGAAAUUGUGUCUACGUAUCCAGAAAAAGUCACAAUUGUGGCUACAGGGGCGCAAACUAAUUUAGCGAUGGCUAUCCGCUUAUUUCCUACCGUCAAGGAUAACAUUUCAAAGAUAGUUUUCAUGGGGGGAGCAAUUGGUCUUGGAAACACGGGCGUGGCAGCAGAAUUCAACAUGGAAAUUGAUCCUGAAGCUGCCCAUGUAGUUUUCCAUUCUGGAAUUCCACUGGUUAUGGUACCGCUCGAAGUAACGCACAGCGUUCUUGUGACGCCAGAAGUUUUGGCAACGAUUGCAAGAAUUGACGCCUUCAGUCCGUCGUCAUUUGAAGAAAAGACUUGCAAUAUUGGGCAGGAUUUAGGAAAAAGGUUGCAAAUAGAAUGUGAUGAAAUUUAUAAGCGCAUUAAAGAUAUUAAUAACAAGGAGCUGACGGAUGGAGAAGAAUCCAACCUAAAAAUUCCAGAGUGUUCCUCAAACUUUGCAAAAUGUUGUGUCGAACUUUUAACGUUCUUUCGAUCUACGUAUAAAAAUGUAUUUUCCUUUGACUCUCCCCCACUGCAUGAUCCAUGUGCAGUGUUCUAUUGUAUAAAUCCACAAUCAUUUAAAACCGUUAACGUUUUCUUGGAUGUAGAAUUGAGUGGGGAGAAAUGCACUGGAAGGACUUUGUGCGAUUUGCAUGGAUUGAGUAAGAAAGAACCCAACGCCACAGUUUGCUACAGUCUUGAUGUGGACAAGUUUUGGGAGAAAAUGUUUUCAUGCCUAAAAAUUAGCAAUGAAAAAAGCCCUUUGAAUAAGAAGUGAUUAUCGUUAUGCGGUUUAUAUGUAUAUGUGUAGUAAGUAAUAUAUUUUUCAAAGCCCAUAAAAAUGUAAAUAAAAAUAUCACAUGAUGAAAAUUAACAAAUGAAACUCUUCUGUCGUCAUAUUCGUGUUGGGCGAGGAGGUAAAUAUGUACAUAUUUCAUAUAAAAUCGAGGUAUAGACUUAAUGGAGAUUGAGUAAUAUUGGUAGAUCUUCUCAAAUAGGAGAAUAGUAUAAG